Eutrema salsugineum is the source of this 527-nucleotide messenger RNA. Its product is annotated as defensin-like protein 1. Gene Ontology annotation, biological process: defense response. Lineage: Eukaryota; Viridiplantae; Streptophyta; Magnoliopsida; Brassicales; Brassicaceae. The record is from RefSeq and is a predicted model, not a curated record. The transcript has 2 exons. The coding region runs from base 56 to 295 and encodes 79 amino acids.
ACACACUUCACAUUUCACACAUUUCACACAAACAGUACAAAAGGAAGUAAUAGUCAUGGCUAAGUUGGCUUCCUUCAUCGCUCUUCUCUUCGCUGCUCUUGUUCUCUUUUCUGCUUUUGCACCAGCAAUGGUGAAAGCUCAGAAGUUGUGCGAGAAGCCAAGUGGGACAUGGUCAGGAGUUUGUGGAAACAGUAAUGCUUGCAAGAACCAGUGCAUUAACCUUGAGGGGGCUCGACAUGGAUCUUGCAAUUAUGUCUUCCCAGCUCAUAAAUGUAUCUGCUACGUCCCAUGUUAAUCUACCAAAACAUUGGUGCUUGUGUGUUUAUUACGUUUUCUUGUGUGUUUAUCUACAUUCAAUAUGUCUGUGUCUGCUUGUGUGUUUAUUACGUUUUCUUGUGUUUUUGUCUACAUUCAAUAAGUCUGUGUCACUCUUUGAGUGACCUUAUGACAUGUACCAGACUACCAGUUAUGUAUGUUUAUGUUGUAAUAGUAUAAACUUUCAUGUACUACGUAAUACUGUUUCUAUA